Messenger RNA from Micropterus dolomieu (smallmouth bass), 2547 nucleotides. RefSeq names its product tumor protein p63 regulated 1-like (gene tprg1l). The transcript has 6 exons. Gene Ontology annotation, cellular component: cytoplasm. NCBI's taxonomy places the organism in Eukaryota, Metazoa, Chordata, Actinopteri, Centrarchiformes, Centrarchidae. The record is from RefSeq and is a predicted model, not a curated record. The coding region runs from base 122 to 967 and encodes 281 amino acids.
UCAAAACAUUAUAGCCUACAUACGCAAUGGGUGAGUCUGCACCCUCCAAAGGACGUUUUCUAAUUUAACGCUUGGCGCACCUUGUCCGGACGCUCCCCGCUCAGCGUCUGUUGCUGUCACGAUGCUUCAGCUGAACGACACGAUGGAGCCGGAGAGUACGGGCGCUGCGAUUCUCCACCCUGCAGAAACAGAGGAGGGAGUCGAGGUUGCCUUCACGCCGCCGGAGGCCGGAAGAAGCCUCGGACACGGAGCCUCCGUUGCCUGCUGCCCCCCGUUACAAACCCUGACGCCUUUCCAUGUGCAUAACCCCACAAUCAAAGCCAAAGUGAAGGACUAUUUCGUGUUCAGGCCAGGUACCAUUGAGCAGGCCGUGAGCGACAUCAGGACUGUGGCUCUGCCUUCCGAGGAUGGAGAAGUGCUCAGCGUGUGGCUGCUAGCUGAAGUUGACCACUGGAACAAUGAGAGGGAGAGACUGGUGCUUAUAACUGAAAGGUCGCUGCUGGUGUGCAAGUACGACUUCAUCAACCUGUUGUGUCAGCAGGUAGUCCGGAUCUCGCUCAACGCUGUAGACACCAUCUCAGUGGGCGAGUUUGAGUUCCCGCCCAAAUCCCUGAACAAGAGAGAAGGCUACGGGAUUCGGGUCCAGUGGGACAAACGUCCCCGGGCCUCGUUCUUAAACCGCUGGAACCCCUGGUCCACCGACAUGCCCUACGCCACCUUCACAGAGCACCCCAUGGCCCACGCUGAUGAGAAAGUGGCCUCUCUCUGUCAGUUGGACAACUUCCGGACACAGCUGGUGCAGGCAGUGAAGAAAGCCUAUAAGGAGCACCCCAUUCCCGGUCGGGCCAACGGUGUCCUGAUCCUGGAGAGACCCCUGCUCAUCGAGACCUAUCUGGGCAUCAUGUCCUUUAUCAACAAUGAGGCCAAGUUGGGCUACUCCAUGACCCGUGGCAAGAUCGGCUUCUAAAAUCCACAGUCCCUCCAAACUACAACAGAGUUCAACCCAUGUAUCUGUGUUACACUGUGCUGUCUGAGGGGAGGUGUCGCUCCACUACAGUGUAAUGCGCAAACAAUCUGUGUGUGUAAGUUGAGCCCAUGAGAUGUCCACACCUCCUUAAGUUGGUGUUACAGACAAGUGGUCAGCCUACUGUAGGUAAAUGAUGCGCAGCGCUGCAUAGACUGUCAACUCAUUUGUUUUUGCGCCCCCCCCCCAGUCCCUUUCCUUCAACAAGCUGCUUGCAGAUCUGCCAUACCCACAUGGGCCCUCAGGAGUGUAUGCCCAUGUGACGCAAGUUGGAGAGAAAGGACACAGCACAGCAUUAAUUUAUUAUUCUAGAUAAUUGAACUGCAAUGCCUUCCAAUUCUAGAUUAAGCUUCUUGCAGUCUCAUGCUCCUUAUUUAACAACUGAUUGACUGACUAUUGUGUCCUAACUAAUGUGAUUGUUUAGAUUUUGGUAGAGGAAGGCAAACAUCAGGGUUGGGUUUUUUAGGGUUAAAGUUGUACUUUGUUAUGCAGCAAAAAAAGGCCACCCAGACAAGAGCAGUGAAAUAUGUAAUGAAACCGUUAAUAUCAGCCAAGAGCAUGUUUCAUAUUUGCUACAUUUAUAUUGUGUGAAAUGAAGGAUUGCAUUAUUUAGAUCAUAGGGUAACUUGAUGGAACCGAAUAGAUGAUGGAUUGAGUUUAAUGAUCAAGUCACAUGAUUAUUGUGAUAAAUGUUACUAAUAGGAGAACUCUUCCAGGAUCUGCACUGGUAUGCUCUGUGAUCAGCUGUGUUACUUGUGGAAAAUGACAACUGUAAUGCACUUUUCAGAAUCUAUGAAACUUGUUCAGUGGAAAUGACAAAUUACAUGUUGUGACCUUUGCCUCUUUUUCACUUACAUUUGCCUAAACUUUGUCAUUGCCCAGAGUAGGGAGCUGAUGUGCCACUUGGAGAGCUGCAUUAGCUAUGAUAGCUAAAAUGUUCUUGUAUCUUACAGAUGUCUUAUGAAACAUGAACUUGUAAACCAUGUUUUUAUUUUUGUAAGUUGCCUUAAAAAGGUCCUGCAACUUUUAUUUUAGGCACACAUUUCCCCUUAGCUGCAUGAAACUCUGCAGUGGUAAUAUUUUUUGGGGUUACAAAAUUAAAUACAUGAUGAUAAAGCUUUGCAUCAGUUCGUUAACCACAUACUGUAUCUUGUGAACAGGAUUUAGCAGAUUUUUUUUUAAAUUAUUGUGCCACCAAAGGCAUUGAUGCUGAAAAAUGCCUUUUUCUGGUUGUAACUUGUUAUGCAUGUUCCCUGCACGCUGAGUUUGCACGAUAGAUGUUUUUUAAAGGUUUAUCCUUAAAUAGAUUUGUAAAUACUAAUUAGGUUUUAUUUUUCUGUUAUGUUGUUAUUUUGAUGCAUUUAACUCAUGAAUGCUUCUAGAAAAUGAAUAUUUCAUUGCCAUUUAAAGCAUUUUAAUAGUGAUUAACUCGUUAUUACAAACGAUGUUAAGGCUUACUUUUUGUUCUGUAUAUUUGUAGCGCAGUCGCCACAAUGGAGAAUAAUAAAUGCCUACAUGUUCUA